Molecule: messenger RNA, 1253 nt
Organism: Procambarus clarkii (red swamp crayfish)
Lineage: Eukaryota; Metazoa; Arthropoda; Malacostraca; Decapoda; Cambaridae
Product: nucleoplasmin-like protein
Biological process (GO): chromatin remodeling
Cellular component (GO): nucleoplasm; nucleolus; cytoplasm
Molecular function (GO): chromatin binding; RNA binding; histone binding
Source: RefSeq, a predicted model, not a curated record
GAGUGUAGCGCGCGAGGUACGACAGAUGGCGGGCAGGCGUCAGCGGCACGUUGUUGACAGUCCUCUCCCGGCAGCCGCACGUGUUCACUCCACGCUCUCCUCUACUGACAAAGCUCCCACCAUGCGAGGAGGAAUGGAAAAAUCAUUUUUCUGGGGUGUCACACUUGAUGCAACUCACAAGGACCAUAAAUGGGAGGGAGCAGCCACUGAAAGUACUGUUGAUUGUACUGUCACAACCCACACGCUGUCUGUAAGACAGGUGGUGUUGGGGGCUACUGCCAAGGAAGGAGAAGCUAAUGUGGUAGAGUUGGAGGUAUUGGGUUACAAUGAUAAGAAAGUUAAGAUCCCCAUUUGUGUUUCAAAGACUGGUGGCUCCUAUGUCACAAAUGUAGAUAUCCUUAUAGAAGACCAGACAGCCACUUUUCAUCUGACCAAAGGAUCGGGCCCGGUUUACAUAAGUGGCACCCACCAGACGGAAACAAACAUCAUUGGUGAAGAUGAUAUGGAUGAUGCUGAAGAGGAAGGGGAGGAUGAAGAGGAGGAUGAGGAGGUUGAGGACUCUCCACCAAAGAAGAAGACCAAGAAGUAGAGACUUUGAAUUGUGCCCAGCUUCUCAACAUUGCCAUGUUUUCUAUUCUAACUUAAUUAUACAUGACUCAAGAUGUGUGUGCAUGACUGAUUAAUAAACAAGAUAAUGGCCAGUUAUUGUUUUUCCCUUCUUGGUUUCAAAUGCCUUCAAAACAUAAAACUUUAAGCAAGUUUUUAAAUUUUGGGUACAAUAUUAUUGUUUUUAGCAACGUGUAUCAAAUCGUCUUAAAAAUUUGUUGGUACAGUAGUUAUAUUGUAAUAUAUGGCUGAUGGGUGGAACUUGUAGAAUAAGAAGUUUAGUAACUGAAAUGUUAUACUACGUCAAUAUUGAUUUUUUUUAAUUAGUCUUAAUGUUUGUUUAAUUUUAUAUUGGUACUGCUAGAGAAUAAAUAUUUAUUGCCAAUGUCUAAUUGCAAUGAAAAGUAUUUUGUAAGAAAAGUGUGCAUGUAAUAAAUUUGUAUUAGUAUAUUGGAAGGGUGGCCAGGAAUGGGGGUACUCUGGAAUGAUUAAAUUGUAUUGUAGGUAGUAAACUUAGUCAUUAGAGGUGGCAUGUUGAAUGAAGAUGGUACCCUUUCCCACUUUAAUUUUUUAACAUUUUUGUCAGCCAUUUUAUAGUCCUGUAAUUUUUCACCUCCACAAUUAUUGUCAAUGAAUACUUUGCUAUU